UUCAACCAUGAAUUUAGAUAUGGAAUUUUUCCAGCCAAACGAUAUUUCUGUUCUCGUGACAAUCUUAAGUUUAUUUGUGGUCGUAUUCAGUCUUGUCUCUAUGUUCGUCAAAGAAAAAUUAUAUCUUUCUGAACCUCUCGUGUGUGUUGCUGUCGGCAUCGCACUUGGUCCAAUCGGUUUAAAUAUCGUUGCUCCCGACAAAUGGGGUGGCAAUAUCGAUGUAAUUACUAGAGAAUUUAUGCGAUUCGUUAUUGCAAUUCAGGUCAUGGCCUGCGGGGUCGCAUUACCAAAGGCGUAUCUCUGGACUCAACUUAAAUCAAUGCUGCUUCUCCUUAUUCCAGUAAUGAGCUGGAUGUGGAUAAUCAGCGCACUCUCUAUUUGGUGGUUGUUUCCAACCCUUUCAUUCGCAAAAUCUUUGAUGAUUGCUUCAUGUAUCGCGCCAACAGAUCCGGUAUUGGCGAAUUCUAUGCUCAAAGGAAGAUUUGCAAAAAAAUAUAUAUCAGUUGAUCUUCGUGAUCUUAUUUCUGGAGAAAGUGCUGCAAAUGAUGGUUUGGGAUUUCCGUUCUUGUAUAUCGCGAUUUACCUUGCAAAAAUGUCUCCCGGAGAAGCAUUCGGUAGAUGGUUCCUAUUCAUCGUCUGUUAUCAAGUUGUUUUAAGCAUUUUAAUUGGAUUUGUGAUUGGAUAUGUUGCACGCAAAUCGCUACGUUGGGCUAUGGAUAAAAAAUUGAUUGAUAAGGAAAUGUUUUUAACAUUUGCAGUUGUAUUGGCGUUGUUCAUAAUGGGAUCGGUUUCAAUUCUCGGAAGCGAUGAGUUGUUGGCCUGUUUUGUUGCAGGAAACUCUUUUACAUGGGACGAUUGGUUCCGAGAAGAAACACGAGAUAAUCAUUUUCAAGAAAUUAUUGAUGUGCUUUUGAAUUUAUCUGUUUUUAUCUAUAUUGGCGCGAUUAUGCCAUGGUCAUCAUUUAGCAAUAGCGAAUUAGGAUUAUCGUACUGGCGGUUGUUUGUCGUUUCAAUUCUUAUACUUUUAUUUCGACGUCUUCCCAUUGUAUUAAUGUUAAUGAAGAAUAUUCCUCCUUUGAAAAAUUUCCGAGAAGGUCUGUAUGCUGGCUGGUUUGGACCAAUCGGAAUAGGUGCCAUAUUUUACGCAGCAACUGCCAAAGAAGACGGUACUGAAAAUGUCCAGAAAAUUGUCAAUCCAGUUGUUUUUUUCAUAGUUCUUUCUUCAGUCUUUUGUCAUGGGAUUUCCGUCCCGGUAAUUAAAAUUGGAAAACGAGUAAACAAUUUGUCAAGGACAGCCACUACUCAAUCAAACCUCGUGGCCACUACCAUAGUCAUACAGGAUAAGAAAAAAAGAGAUCAAGGUCAAACCAAUGUAGUGCCAGACGAUAUAAUUAUUAAAAGCGAAAAUAAUAGCGUAGAUGAAAUUAAUAUGUCUAAAGGAAUAACAAAGGGUAAAACUAAUGGGAUAACUGACAAUAUGUCUGAUAAAAAUGAAAUUGAUAACGUAGAUGAAAUUAUUAUAGUUAGUGAAUUGACCAAGAACAAAGAUGAUGACAUUGAUGAUACUAAAGAAACUGGCGAUAAUAAUUCCAUUGAUUCGGGACGAGAACGAUCCUUAUCAGUCGAAGCUAAUGCAGGUCUGGAAUCGGAAAGCAUGUAUGAAGAACGUGAGAAUGUUGUUAUUGAAGAAGAUGGAAGUCGCCAUGUUUAUGUUACUCCAAACCCACCAUGA
Molecule: messenger RNA, 1732 nt
Organism: Dentiscutata erythropus
Lineage: Eukaryota; Fungi; Glomeromycota; Glomeromycetes; Diversisporales; Gigasporaceae
Source: the annotation of a GenBank genome assembly